GGCCGGAUUUCUCGUGGCGUGGCAGAAAGUCGACUCCGACUCAGAGAGUGUGGAGCCUUCCUCGUCAGAGAGAGCGAGAGUGCUCCGGGAGAGUUCUCCAUGUCCGUCAGUUACGGGGACCACGUCCAGCAUUUCAAGGUGCUGCAGGACCGCUGCGGUCAGUACUACGUGUGGGACGAAGGCUUCACCUCCCUCAACGAGCUGGUGGACUUUUACCAUAGCAACAGCAUUGCUAAGGAGAGGACGGUGUUUCUGAGAGACCCAGAGCACUUCGCCAGGCGUCCCCAUCAUGCCCACGCUCUCUUCGACUUCACCCCACAACACCCCUCCCAGCUGCGCUUCAUUCGCGGUGAUGUCAUCGAACUCAUGGACUGCUCUGAUUCGCUACGCUGGAGGGGUCGUUGCCACGGACGCGUGGGCUACUUCCCCCCAGAGUACGUCCAACCCAUUUACCAGCACCAGUGACCGGACACGUCCAAGCGGACGCGCGUUCAGUCCAGAGGCCUUAAUCGAUGAGGCAUCCUGACACCCCCCCCCCCCCCCCACACACACACACUCCCCUCCACACACACCUCCAUGCCAAUAAAACCAACCAAACACUUGCUUCACACCCCCUCACUUGCCCUCAAACUUCUGGAGCCAAUGAGUAAAUGAGCUGAACKGAUUCCUCCCACCUGUCUGUGAUGUCACCUGUCGACAAUUAAAAAAAAACAAAAGCUCUUCAGUUUUUCUUCCCCCCAUGAUUCUUGGCCCUCGUUUCUCUAUUAAUCAUUCAGAUAUGGACCUGUAGAAGACAAAGUCAUUAACUAACAGACUCGCACAAACUCCCAGGCAUAAUCAUUCAUUAUAUCUUAUCAGUGCUAGUGCAGGCUAGCUAAAAUGAUCACACACACACACACACACACACACCUGGAGAGGGCCAAGAGAGACCCCCAUUUUCAACAAAAAAAAGCAGAUUUGCUUCGGGAUCAUCCCAAAAGAUAUCUGGUGAGUGGAGAAGAGAAACACAAGAACUAAUUGUGACGGAAAUGUUGAGGCCAGACAGUGACGAUCGCUCUGUCAUUAGGCUGACGUGUGCCGGGGUUUGUGGAUAAUAUGAGGGGCUGAUGCUCAUGAGCACGCGUGUUGCCGAAAAGAGGAAAUGGACGCGCUGCUUGUGUGUCUGCGUGUUUGCAAAGACUGACGCUCUGUGGAUUGGUAAAGGAUGUUUUCGUUCUUUUACUGAGCUGAAUAUUACUUUAAAAAAACGCUGCUUCAAAUGUGAUACGCGUAAUUGAAUUUAUGGAUCGAUUAUUUGUUUCUAUGUAUUUAUUCUCAUUCAUCUUUAAACACAGAUAUUGUAAAUAGUUCAUUAUUGCAAAAAAAGAUUUUAAUUCUGUUGCAACAAAGAGAACAUCUAAGAAAACAACAUAAUUUACUGUAAGAACCUGGACUGGUCUUCCAUUAAUAAUUGUUAUGACAAAUCAAUGAAAUAAAGUCUUACAGUUACCUCUUUGAACUAGAA
Messenger RNA from Austrofundulus limnaeus, 1504 nucleotides. It is a transcript of the gene grapa, whose product is annotated as GRB2 related adaptor protein a. Lineage: Eukaryota; Metazoa; Chordata; Actinopteri; Cyprinodontiformes; Rivulidae. The record is from RefSeq and is a predicted model, not a curated record. Gene Ontology annotation, molecular function: protein binding.